Onychostoma macrolepis is the source of this 1547-nucleotide messenger RNA. RefSeq names its product cholinergic receptor, muscarinic 2b (gene chrm2b). Gene Ontology annotation, biological process: chemical synaptic transmission; regulation of smooth muscle contraction; G protein-coupled receptor signaling pathway, coupled to cyclic nucleotide second messenger. The record is from RefSeq and is a predicted model, not a curated record. Gene Ontology annotation, cellular component: plasma membrane; dendrite; synapse. NCBI's taxonomy places the organism in Eukaryota, Metazoa, Chordata, Actinopteri, Cypriniformes, Cyprinidae. The transcript has 3 exons. Gene Ontology annotation, molecular function: G protein-coupled acetylcholine receptor activity; G protein-coupled serotonin receptor activity. Bases 128 to 1528 code for a protein of 466 amino acids.
CCCUGAUCCUCACACAAGACGGAUGCUACUGACAAUCAUCUGCACCCAUAGAAGAUAUGACUGAACGAUGAAGGACAUCUGACAGCAGAAAUAAGGCUCUGAUCUGCAUGUCCUGUGAUGAGGAAAGAUGGAGACGUCCAACUUCACUAUUUCUCCAAACUAUAGCCAUGCUAACAAGACCGACUCUUCCCCAGGCAGUCCAUUCACACUUGUUGAGCUCGUUCUCAUCAUUCUCGGCCUGAGCACUUUAAGCCUGAUCACCAUCAUCGGCAACGUGCUGGUCAUGCUCUCCAUCAAGGUCAACAGGAACCUCCAGACGGUCAACAACUACUUCCUGUUCAGUCUAGCAUGUGCUGACUUGUUCAUCGGCGUUUUCUCCAUGAACCUGUACACUGUAUACAUUGUGACUGGCCACUGGCCUUUAGGAGCUUUGGUGUGUGACCUCUGGUUGGCUCUGGACUACGUGGUGAGCAACGCCUCCGUUAUGAAUCUCCUAAUCAUCAGCUUUGACCGAUAUUUCUGCGUCACCAAACCUCUCAGCUACCCGGUCAAAAGGACCCACAAGAUGGCAGGCAUGAUGAUCGCCGCCGCUUGGAUCCUGUCGUUCAUUCUCUGGGCUCCGGCUAUCCUGUUCUGGCAGUUCAUCACGGGCAGCCGGACGGUUCCUGAGGGCGAGUGCUACAUCCAGUUUUUCUCCAAUGCCGUGGUGACCUUCGGCACAGCCAUCGCUGCCUUCUACCUGCCGGUCGUCACCAUGACCGUACUGUACUGGCAGAUCUCCAAAGCCAGCCGCAGCCGUGUCCAAAGCAGAGACAACCGGAGAGUAUCUAGAGUCAGUAAUGAUGGAGGCCAGGCUGGACCCACAACUAGGAGCAAUACGGAGAGGAAGUCGAUCCAAGCAGGACAGGAAAUGGUCCUACGCAAGCAGAGUGCUUCAGAUGCCACUACAGGAGAAGAGCGUGAGAGUGAGAACGACUCUAUAUCUGGAAGUGUGCUCGCUUCUUCCAAUCAGAGGGAUGAGGAGGCUGUAUCCAUAAGCACUAACAGUGACAUCAGAAGCCGUCAGAACCAAUCAGCUCCGCUGGCCACAGGAAGUUGGGUCAAAUUUACUUGCUUCAGAACAACAUCCCAAAAGGACCUGCAAAACACCUAUAAACCCAACAACGGAGGUCAGGACAUGACCAACGGGAAGGAAAGGCUGAGUCUGGUGUCACAGAAGAUUCUCAUGCCACGUUAUCAGAAGAGGAGGAGCUUAUCAUCGCGAGAGAAGAAGGUCACAAGGACCAUUAUGGCCAUUCUGGUGGCGUUUGCAGCCACAUGGACGCCCUACAAUGUCAUGGUGCUCAUCAACACGUUUUGCUCGGCCUGUAUUCCAAACACGAUGUGGACCUUUGGCUACUGGCUCUGCUACAUUAACAGUACGGUGAACCCAGCCUGCUAUGCCCUGUGCAAUGUCACCUUCAAGAACACCUUCAAACAGCUGCUGACAUGCAAAUACAGGAAUAUUCAUGCCACCAGAAAUCAUUAAGACUGUGGGGCAAAGCUCU